Molecule: messenger RNA, 1666 nt
Organism: Notothenia coriiceps (black rockcod)
Lineage: Eukaryota; Metazoa; Chordata; Actinopteri; Perciformes; Nototheniidae
Product: pyrin-like
Exons: 2
Coding region: 11-1333 (440 amino acids)
Molecular function (GO): protein binding
Source: RefSeq, a predicted model, not a curated record
GGAAGCCAUAAUGGUGAAGCUUAAAGAGGAGCUCUGGAGGACUCUGCUGGAUUUAAAAGAAGUCGAGUUUAAGCGUUUCAAGUGGUUCCUGGAGCAGGGGAAUCUUCUGGAAGGUUGUUCCGGGAUCCCAGUUUCUCGGUUGGAAAUGGCGGAGAGGGAGGACACGGUGGAUCUGAUGGUGCAGAACUAUCAGGAUGAUGGAGCUCGGGAGUUAACCAAGAAGAUUCUAGAAAAGAUCGGCCGAAACGAUCUGGUUUUGGUUUUGGUAGGCAAAGACCUCAAGAACCAUAAGAAGGAACAGCUGGCGGAGACAAACGCUGAAAUCAAACAGGGGAUCCAGGAGAGACAGAAGAGGAUCGAUGAAAUCAGACGAUCGGCGGAGAUCAGCAGGAAGUCAGCUGACAGACAUAUCGCAGACAGUAGGCAGGUCUUUGAGGUUUUACAGAAGUCUGUGGAGAGAAGUCUAGCUGAUCUCAUCGAGGAAAUUAAAAAAAAGCAGGAAACGUCAAGAAAACAGACGGAAGGAUUCAUCCGAGACCUUGAGAAAGAAAUCUCUGAGCUGACAAAAAGAAGUGAUAAGGUGGAGCAGCUCUCAUGCAGCGAAGACAUCCUGCAAACCGACCAAUCACUGCACGCCAUCCCCUUCACCACGAACUGGACGGAGAUCAGUUUCACUCCACCAACAUAUGGAGGAAGUGUGGGGAAAGCUGUCAAUCUGCUUGAUGAAAUAUUCAAGAAAGAGAAGGAGAAAUUGAUUGCGAAGGCCAAGUUGAAAAGGGUCCAGGAGUCUGAACAGGAUGUGACUCUAGAUCCUGAAACAGCGAAUGCCUACCUCGUUCUGUCUGACGAUAGGAAAAGAGUCUACUGUGGUUAUGAAGAACAAAGCCUUCCAGACAACCCAGAGAGAUGUGAUCCAGGUAUCAACGUUUUAGGAAAGCAGAGUUUCUCUUCAGGAAGAUUUUACUACGAGGUUCUGGUUAAAGGGAAGUCUUCGUGGGAUUUAGGCGUCGUCAAAGGGUCGAUCGCCAGGAAGGAGAAGAUCAAUGCGAAACCUCAAAAUGGCUACUGGACAAUAUGUUUAAGGGAAGGAAAUAAGUACCAAGCCUCUGCCGUAAAUCUCAACGUUAAACGCCAGCCGGAGAGGGUGGGCGUAUUCGUUGACCAUGAGAAGGGUUCGGUCUACUUUUAUGACGUAGAUUCUGCAGACGUGAUCCAUAACUUCACUGACUGUGCCUUCACGGAGAAACUCUACCCUUUCUUUAGUCCCGGACUUCAUUACGAUGGCAAAAACUCGGCACCUCUAAUAAUCUCGCCUGUCGAUUACAGUGAUUAGAUUUGAUGCUUUCAAACAGGGCUGUCCAAACUUUUUCCACUGAGGGCCACAUACAGAAGAACAUACGAAGGGCUGGGCCCCUCAGUCGAGGUGAGGUAAAUGUCCUCUUACGUUAUGAGUUAGCAAAAUCAAUCAAAUGUAGGUCAAUUAUUCUUUAUACUUGAAUAUGCUUUAAGAAAAAAAAACAAAGCUUUCCAUCAAGUUUUAUUUAUUUAUUUUUCAGCUCAUGUGUGGGCCGUACUCCAUUUUACUUUUAGAAUUAGAUAAGGGCCGAUUCAAAAUGGUCCGCAGGCCGUAGUUUGGACGCCCCUGCUUUAAAGGUCCCCUGUUAUC